This is a messenger RNA of Scatophagus argus, 2478 nucleotides long. It is a transcript of the gene znf750, whose product is annotated as zinc finger protein 750. The record is from RefSeq and is a predicted model, not a curated record. Lineage: Eukaryota; Metazoa; Chordata; Actinopteri; Scatophagidae. Gene Ontology annotation, molecular function: RNA polymerase II cis-regulatory region sequence-specific DNA binding; DNA-binding transcription activator activity, RNA polymerase II-specific; promoter-specific chromatin binding. Bases 208 to 2052 code for a protein of 614 amino acids. Gene Ontology annotation, cellular component: nucleus. Gene Ontology annotation, biological process: epidermis development; positive regulation of transcription by RNA polymerase II. The transcript is spliced from 3 exons.
UCCCCAAGUACAGCACACACAUGCACCACCACACACAUUCACAAACUCACUCUUGACUCAAACUGAACUUUUAGCACAUAUCAGAGUGGACGUCCUGACCAGAUACCGGUGCUGGCCGUGGACAGCGGAGCUGCUCUCUGCAGGUUGAAUACUCAGGAGAGGAGACUGUUGCUACAACCAGAGCAGAAAAAGUGUUUUUAAAUCAAGAUGGAGACUAUACAGGAACGCAAGCCAAAAAGGCCCCACUACAUUCCCCGACCGCCAGGCAAGCCCUUCAAGUACCAAUGUUUCCAGUGUCCUUUCACCUGCAAUGAAAAAUCCCAUCUCUUCAACCACAUGAAAUACAACUUGUGUAAAAACUCCAUCUCCCUGAUGUCACAGAAAAACGGGCAAACAGCCAGACUGUUCAAGGCUGCAGCAAAAGGAAUUCCUGUCAAAUCUACGGAUUGUCCAAGCCCCCUUCCAGCAGUUCAGAACAACAGUCCAGAGAAAAAGGAAGCAGAGGAGAACAAAGCUGAGAGCAAAGCUGAGAGCAAAGCUGACACAGAAGAAGUAGAUGUUGGGUGUGACAGUACAGUCAAUAAAGACAGCCAGAGUGUGACAAAAUCAAAUACAGUAACAGAGCGAGAGAACAGGGAGGGUAAUGAAGACAAGUCUCUGCCUCGCCCAUCUGCCUUUUAUCCUGUCACACCCAAAAGUGACGGAGCAGAAGCCUUUAAGACACCUGUGCAGCAGUCAGAGGACUCGCAAGCUCCUGUUUCCACUUUCAACCACCCAGGCUUCUCGUGGAGCACAAUUUCAUCAUCCAUUCCCUUGAAGCCAUUCCCCCCUCCCAUGGUUCCUGAAUACUCUCCUUAUCUCCUGCCAGACCGGCCCCUGUAUCCACCAUACUAUCUCCCAGCAAACCACCACACAAAUGAGCCAAACGCUCCUUCUUUUCUAGAUCCACAGAGGCCUGUGAUACCACAACCCAUCGCCCCACCUCACACUUCCCUCUUGCCCCCAUACCCAUACCGAUAUUGCCACCCGCUUCACCCAGGCCCCCCUCUUCAUUAUACCUUGUACAGAUCCCACGAGCUCUCCAUGCCAAUAACAGGACCCAGAUAUCUUCCUUUGGAUCUUUAUGGCCCAACCUUUGGGCAUAAGAAUUAUGACUUAUACAUGCAUUCACAUCCCAGUCAAAACAGCCCCAACACAUCUACACAAGAGGAGAGAAACAACAGGCAAAGCGGGGACAAGGAAACCAGGCUAAGUCCCAAAGAGGGCUGUUCAGCCUUGGGGUCCCCUGACAGACCCAGUCAUGCACAGAGCAUUCAGAGAGACACAGAUGCCCCACACUACACCGACAUGAGUGAGUCACAGACAACCACCCAACCAGUACACACAGCGACAACCAUAAAAACUGACUUAAGACAAGUGGAGUCAGCAGAAAGUCUGAUACAGUUAAGAACUCAGCAUGUGGAUGGAGGAUCAGCUGAGAGUAGCAGAUACAGCUCAAUGUCAGUUCCUGAGCCAGGUCUUGAAACAACAUCAGAGCAAAAUUGUGAGAACAACAGAGAAGAACUGGCCCCCCUCAACCUCUCAACAAGGAACAAAGAAAAAAGUCCAUCUGACCACAGACUGAGGUGCUCAGACACAGAGAUAUUCAAGCAGGAAGAGUUGCCACUGAACCUUAGCCUGCGGGCUUCAUAUAGCAGCCCUGUACACAACUCUACCCUGAGUACUUCAGAAGGUCUUCAGCAGAGGCCUGAUGCUGAGCUGAAUGAAGAACCAUGUGACCAGAGGCAGACUGCAGCACUGGCCCUCUGUCAGCUAGCCACUGCAAGCUCUGCUGGCUCUUCACAAAACUUCAGCACUGCAGAUGGGGACUCUGCAGAUUGCAAAGAUGAGAAAAGUUCUUCCUCUCCAAAGAAGACCAAGCACACAACUAAGGUUAAGGCAACAAGCAUGAAAAGAACAAACAGUGGCCAGGCUGAAAACAACAGCCAUAAACCAAGCAAGAGAGCAAAAGCACCAGGGCGGGCUCUGAGGAGGAGGCCUCGUUGCUGCUAACAACUAAUGACUCGGCUGUUAUAAUAAUUGUAAAUGAGGCAAAUGAGGACAGAACAUCGUCACUCAUCACUGCAGCUCUCAUCUGCAACAACAUCUCAUCAAAAGAUCAACUUACUUAACGUUACUGUUUUAAGUUUAAUUAAGCACUGAAAUAAUUACUCCAGAAAGAGCAGAAUUGACAUGUCUUCUGCACUGUCACGGGUCAAUUAAAAAAAAAAACAAAAAAGAAAAAAAAAAAGAAAUAAAACAUGUUGUCACAGGUACGUUUAUAUGUCUUGUUCUCACAAUUUUGGUUGUGGUGAAAUGCAAAUUUUAUAAGGGUUCUUAAUAUUUAAAUAUUGGCAUUUUUGUAGUAUAUGAAGUUGUCACUGAAAAAUGCAUUACUAAGUGUAAAUAUGUCAAAUAAAUUAAUAGGAAAAACUGACA